AUGCCCUCUGUUUCGUGUACGCUUGCAUACAUCUACUUGCAUGACGGUUGUCUGGACCAUAGAACGCGUCUUUUAAAAGAACGCGCUCGUCGUUUAGCUGAAGAGCGUUGUGGCCUAACAACUACUGAUGAGGAGACCCUAAGUGAGCUCCGCCUGGGCGCUGUUCGCCACCAUCGCAGGGACGAAUCGGCCCGGAGGCGACGUCAGACAACAGUGGUUGUCCCAGCAACAGGCCGAAACCAAGUUGCCACGCCGCAAUCGCCAGUCCCAGUCAUCGGCAGUGCCAACGCGAGUAGAUCAAGGGCAACAAGAAAUGUCUCCGGAACUGCUUCCGCCGGUCUUACGACAAUGCUAGAGGAAAGGGAGCCAACAGAGCCAAGUCUGGCGUCUCUAAUCCUCGAUGAAAAGACGGUUGGUAACGCCCGAGUGAGUAGUCGUGCCUAUGCAAAACCGGCUCAAAAUUCGACCGAAAUGAUAAAAAAUGGUCAUGUCUUAACCCCCGAAGGACGUGUAAAAGAGCAUCGGACCCCGAAUAGCCAGAAAAAUCUGGUC
Molecule: messenger RNA, 552 nt
Organism: Protopolystoma xenopodis
Lineage: Eukaryota; Metazoa; Platyhelminthes; Monogenea; Polystomatidea; Polystomatidae
Source: the annotation of a GenBank genome assembly